UUGGGAAACAAAAACUCUUUUACUUUCUCCUUACCUCAAAACACUCCUCUUUAUCUCGCAUCCGAUCCUGUCUCUCUGUCCUAGCUGCCGCCACCGUCCACUGCGGCCUCUGCUUAAAGUAUCUCUUCCUCAGCUGUUAUCGGUUUCUCUUUCUCAGCCCAUCGCCCGCUUUUGCCACUGCCCCUCUCUCCUUCUCAGUUGCUCUCCGCUUGUCUUCCUAUGCUGCUAUAGUGCUAUUUGUCUUUCUUUAGGAUACCCUGAAUGGCGACUUGUUCAACAUUAUCCAUUCAGAAGAGCUAUAAGUAUGAUGUGUUCCUGAGCUUUAGAGGCGAAGACACACGUAAGAAAUUUGUUGAUCAUCUUUAUUUUGCUCUUCAACGACAAGGAGUUCAUACUUACAAGGAUGAUGAGCGACUCGAGGAAGGAAAAAGGAUCAAUGAUGAGCUCUUAAAAUCUAUUGAAGAGUCAAAAUUCUACAUCAUUGUAUUCUCUAAGAACUAUGCAUCUUCCUCUUGGUGCUUGGAUGAGCUUGUGAAGAUUAUGGAGUGCCAGAAGGCGACCUUGCAGAUUGCUUACCCUGUAUUCUAUGAUGUGGACCCCUCUGAAAUCCGUAAACAACUAGGCUCAGUUGCAGAAGCUUUUGCCAGACAUAAAAACAAGGAAAAGAUCUGGAAGUGGAGAGAAGCUCUGGAAGAAGCAGCAAAUCUGGUUGGGUGGGAUCUAAGGAACACUGCCGAUGGACAUGAAGCUAAAGUCGUCAAUAAAAUUGUUGAGAAGAUUUCGCUUGAGCUACGUUUCAUUAGUUCAAAUGUGGAUGAAAAUUUAAUAGGCAUGGAGAGUCGGAUAAAGGAUAUUAUGUCAUCUUUGGAAACCGGUGUUGAAGAUGUUGGUAUGAUAGGUAUCAAGGGGAUUGGAGGCGGUGGGAAGACAACUUUGGCCAGAGCUAUUUUUGACAAAAUAAGCUUUCAAUUCGAAGGCAAAUGUUUUGUUGAGAAUGUUAGGGAAGUUUCAAAAACAUCAUUGUUCGGGUUGCGAUUGUUGCAAGAACAAAUACUUUGCAACUUGUUAAAUGAUAAAACAAUCACCUUAAGGAGUGUUCAUGAAGGGAAAAGCAUAAUGAAAAAGAUGUUGUGUGGCAAAAAGGUUUUACUUGUUUUAGACGAUGUGGAUCAUUUAGACCAAUUGGACGCAUUAGCUGGUGGGAUUAAUUGGUUUAAACCAGGAAGUAGAGUUAUUAUUACAACAAGAGAUGAGCAAGUGCUUAUAGCACACCGAGUGAAUUCAGUUCAUGAUGUUAGUCUGUUAUCAGAUGAGGAAGCAAUUUGUCUCUUCAGUAGGUAUGCAUUUGGUAGAGAUAUUCCAAUUCAAACGUACAAAGCGCUAUCACUCGAAGUUGUACAUUAUGCUGCGGGUCUUCCCUUAACAAUCAGAGUUUUGGGUUCAUUUCUCUGCGGUAAAAAUGAGCUUGAAUGGGAAGAUGCACUAGAAAGAUUAAAAAGAAUUCCGCUGAAGGAAACUCUAGAAAAAUUGGAAUUAAGCUAUACUGGCUUGGAAGAUGAUUAUAAGGAAAUAUUCAUAGAUGUUGCGUGCUUACUAAAAGGUUGGAUGAUAGAUGAUGCAAUUAGAGCACUUGAAAGUUGUGGAUUUCAUGCUAAGAAUGGAUUAAGAGUUCUUGAGCAAAAAUCUCUCAUAACUAUUUCUCGUGAUAAGGUGUUAAGCAUGCAUGAUCAUAUAGAAGAAAUGGGCAGGAAUAUUGUUCGUUGUUCGCAUCCUGAUGAGCCUAUUAGACAUAGCCGAUUGUGGAUUCAAAAAGAGAUUGAAGAUGUAUUAGCUCAUGACUUGGUUCCUGAAGCAACAAGAGCUUUAACAAUUAACACAUUUUCAUGGCAUGGGAAGGAGAACAUCUGUUUUGGAAACAUGAAGAAACUUAGAUUUCUUCGUGUUGUUUGCGAGAAUGAUACUUUGUAUGAAGUUGGCCGAGAAUUCCCAAAUGCACUACGAUAUCUAAAUUGGCAAUUUUACCCUCGUUGCUGUUUACCUGAAUCAUUUCAAGCAAAUAAUCUGGUUGCACUUGAAAUGUCUUACAGCAGAAUUAAACAACUAUGGGGAGAUGGAGAAGCGAAGGUUCUUAACAACCUCAGAUUCCUUGACCUCAGUUAUUCAGAUUUGAUGACCCUUGAUUGUGGCUUAUUUCCAAAUCUCGAGACGUUAAAUCUUGAAUAUUGUUGUUGUUUGGUAGAACUUCAUGUGCCGUUUGGAUGUCUAAGAAAGCUUGUCUACUUAGACUUAAAUAGAUGUUGGGGAUUCAAGUCUCUUUCAUUUAUCAAACACCUUGAGUCACUUCAGGUUCUUGAUCUAAGUUAUUUAUAUCUAACAGAGUUCCCAGAUAUUCUAAGUGAGCACUCCACCAACUACAGUUUGCUGGAGCUUAAAUUUUCAGGGAGCAAAAUCGAAGAACUGCCAUCGUCAAUUGGAAAUCUUCAAAAACUUGUUUCUUUAGAUCUCAGUUGGUGUGAAAGUCUCAAGACUCUGCCAGAGAGCAUAUUUUGUUUAACAAGUCUAAAACGCCUUAACCUUGUAAAUUGUGUGAUAGAGGAAUUAUCCGAGGAUAUUAUCCAUUUAGAAAGCUUAGAAUGGCUAAAUUUAGGUGGUACAUGUGUCAAACAUCUCCCUAAUAGCAUUUGUAUGUUAAAACAUCUGAAAACUCUACUUCUUGCAAGGUGUAAAGUUCUUGAGAAGUUACCUGAGGAUCUUGGCCUAUUAGAAUCUUUGGAGAAACUAAAUCUAGCCUAUUGCAAGAUAAGAGAUGUUCCGAGUAGCAUCUGCAAGUUGAAACAUCUCAGCAAGUUAGACCUUUGCAACUGUGAUCAACUUGAGAAGUUGCCUGAGAAACUAGGAGAUUUAAAUUGCUUAAAAGUAUUGAAUGUAGAAGGAACAUGUAUAAGUCAUCUUCCACAUAGCAUUUCUUUAUUGAAAGGUCUGAAAAUCAUUGGAUUUAAAUCAGAAGAUUCAUCCAUAUUGGUCAAAUAAACUCAGACACCCAAAAGGAGUUUACCCAUGAUUCUAAGAAACACAACAUAUCGUGGGAGCCAGGUGUUUAUACAGCUGGAUGAGAGUAUAAAAGCAAGGCAUGCAAGACUACUGUGUACUCCUUUAAAAAAAAAAAUACUGAUAUCAUUAUUCAUUAGGGUUUCUUUGUUAGAACCUUACUGUUCUAAGUUAUUAUUAUAAAUAUUAUUUUUUAAA
Molecule: messenger RNA, 3246 nt
Organism: Lactuca sativa (garden lettuce)
Lineage: Eukaryota; Viridiplantae; Streptophyta; Magnoliopsida; Asterales; Asteraceae
Product: TMV resistance protein N
Biological process (GO): signal transduction; defense response
Molecular function (GO): ADP binding
Source: RefSeq, a predicted model, not a curated record